AUGGGUUUAAAGGGUUUUUUUGAAGGCGGCGUUGCUUCUAUUGUGGCCGGCUGCAGCACCCAUCCACUGGAUCUAAUCAAGGUCCGUAUGCAGCUCCAGGGCGAGGCGGCGCCGGCGCCGGCCGUCCAAAACCUCCGCCCUGCUCUGGCCUUCCAAACAGCCACCGCGGCCCACAUCCCUGCGCCCCCUCCCCGCGUCGGUCCCGUCGCCGUCGGCCUCCGCAUCGUGCAGCAGGACGGCGCCGCCGCCCUCUUCUCCGGCGUCUCCGCCACCGUCCUCCGUCAGAUGCUCUACUCCACCACCAGGAUGGGCCUCUACGACAUCCUCAAGGGCAAGUGGUCAGACUCCCAGACCAACACCAUGCCGCUUGCCAGCAAAAUCGCCGCCGGACUCAUCGCCGGCGGCGUCGGCGCCGCCGUGGGGAACCCAGCGGACGUGGCCAUGGUCCGGAUGCAGGCGGACGGCCGCCUCCCGCUGGAGCAGCGGCGGAACUACCGGGGCGUGGGGGACGCGAUCUCCCAGAUGCGGAGGAAGGAGGGGAUCGGCAGCCUGUGGCGGGGAUCGUCCCUGACGGUGAACCGCGCCAUGGUGGUGACGGCGGCGCAGCUGGCGUCGUACGACCAGUUCAAGGAGGUGAUCCUCGGGCGGGAUCUGAUGGCCGACGGCCUCGGGACCCACGUGGCGGCGAGUUUCGCGGCGGGGUUCGUUGCGUCGGUGGCGUCGAACCCUGUGGACGUGAUAAAGACGCGGGUGAUGAAUAUGAGGGUGGAGGAGGGGGCGCCGCCGCCUUACAGAGGGGCGGUGGACUGCGCGGUGAAGACGAUAAGGGCGGAGGGGCCGUUGGCUCUCUACAAAGGGUUUAUUCCAACGAUUUCGAGACAAGGGCCCUUCACGGUGGUGCUGUUUGUCACUCUAGAGCAAGUCCGCAAAUUGUUUAGGGAUUUUUAG
Messenger RNA from Striga hermonthica, 948 nucleotides. The record is from the annotation of a GenBank genome assembly. NCBI's taxonomy places the organism in Eukaryota, Viridiplantae, Streptophyta, Magnoliopsida, Lamiales, Orobanchaceae.